Messenger RNA from Hemiscyllium ocellatum (epaulette shark), 6141 nucleotides. RefSeq names its product Josephin domain containing 1 (gene josd1). Gene Ontology annotation, biological process: protein deubiquitination. The transcript is spliced from 4 exons. NCBI's taxonomy places the organism in Eukaryota, Metazoa, Chordata, Chondrichthyes, Orectolobiformes, Hemiscylliidae. The coding region runs from base 1129 to 1728 and encodes 199 amino acids. The record is from RefSeq and is a predicted model, not a curated record. Gene Ontology annotation, molecular function: cysteine-type deubiquitinase activity.
CUGGAGCUGAGCGGGGCCUGGGAGUGAGCAGUGGCUGGAGUUCGGUCAGUGUCGGCUGUGGGGCUGGAGGAGGCGACCGUGCGAGGUCCACAGCAGCUUGGAGCCUGGUUACUGUCAUUAACGGGAGGGAGAGGUAGCAAGUGGGGGGGGAGAAACACAAGGAGAAUCCGGAUGGUGUAUGUGUGAGAGAGAGAGAGGGGCACAGGAAGAGCCCAUAAGGUGGGUGGGAGGCAGAGGAAGAGACCAAAAGCGAGAGAGGGGGGAGGGUGUUGAAGGCACAUGAAGAGACCAUAAGGGGGAGGAGAGGGGUGGUGUUGGAGGCACAGGAAGAGCCCAUAAGAGAGGGUGUUGGAGGCACAGGAAGAGCCCAUAAGAGAGGGGGCAGUGAAAGGCACAGGAAGAGUCCAAGGAGGGGGGAGGGGGUGUUGUGGGUUUUUGGAGAGUGAGGUAUAGGAAGAUCCAAAGGGGGCUGAGGCAUGGGAAGAACUCAGGCAAGGUGGUGAGGUAACUUUCGGGCUGCCACGGUAUAUGGGUACACACACAGAGGCUCAGGAGCUGAGGGAAAAACCCAAGUGUACACAAGGAGGUGAAGCACAGGGGGAGAGACACAGACAAAGCAAAGCCAAGGAUCUCAUGGACUGAUGGUGGAUCCAACCUGGAAAUCUGACAUCAACUAAUGGGAUGGUCUGAAGACUUGAGAAGGCUGCAACAACUGACACACAGCUCCUGCAACACACAAUAUUGUUGCAACAGCAAGUUGGAUCUCACUGAGGGAUUAUAAAUAUUUUGCCAGAAUGACUAAACUUCAGGGAACGAAAUACUGGUUUCAGUCUUAAAAGUGUUAGAACUGCAAGAGGAACGUGUCCUUGAAGGAUAUUACGUACUGCUGUUCUCGAUUGGAGUUAUAAAUUAUGUAUUUUAGUUCCUGAGAAUGGUCAUGAUGAAAUUUUGCAACCUACAGCUAUCAUUUAUACUUGAUUAAAUUGUACUGAACCAUGAAGACACUUGAUGCUACAGCUCACACAUCUUAAUAUGACUAUAAGGUGCCUGGGAUGUGAACUAAGGUUGAGGUAUACUUCUUCCUGAGAUUUGACCACGUUUCAGGCCAUACGUCUUGUCAAAUUGAAAAUGAGCUGUGUCCCCUGGAAAGGAGAUAAGUUAAAACUGGACUCUGAUGCUCAGGCAUCUGCUCUGAUUUACCAUGAAAAGCAGAGGAGAGAGCUGUGUGCACUUCACGCCCUCAACAAUGUCUUCCAGGAUGGAAGAGCAUUCACUAGAGACACCCUCCAGGAGAUUUUUCAGAGGUUAUCCCCCAAUACCAUGGUAACGCCACAUAAAAAGAGCAUGCUGGGAACAGGAAACUAUGAUGUUAAUGUAAUAAUGGCUGCUCUACAAACUAAAGGUUACGAAGCUGUUUGGUGGGACAAACGAAGAGAUGUUAAUACUAUUGCUCUUUCGAAUGUGAUGGGCUUUAUUAUGAACAUCCCCUCCAGCUUAUGUUGGGGUCCCGUGAAGCUUCCUCUUAAAAGGCAACACUGGAUUGGCGUCCGAGAGGUUGCUGGAAUCUACUACAAUCUGGACUCGAAGCUGAAGCUGCCAGAUCCGAUCGGCAAUGAGAAUGAACUCAGAAAAUUUCUGAAACACCAGCUGAGGGGGAAGAACUGUGAGCUCCUAUUGGUUGUGAGUGAAGAGGUCGAAGUUCAUCAGAGCUGGAGGACAGAUGGCUGACUUGGGGAAAAAUCCCAGUGUAAACUACGCCUUGCAGUCACUACAGCUCCCUGCUCAAGGGAUGAAGCAAAACGCAUAAACACCACAACUCUUGGUCUUUCUCGAUGGAAGAGGAAUUUCCUUUUAGCUCUGCAUAUCUUUAAAAGACUUGGUGACUUAAGUAUUUGAAAUGGAAGUUGGUGCUUUUUUUAAACAAAAAUGAAUUACUCAAAGCAGAAAUUCUGAGGGACGAAUAGUUUUUAUUUCGUUGUUUAGUGAAUUUAAAAAAAAAUGUAAAUUGUAUAAAUAUUAAAAUUGGGGGAAGAUUAUUGGAAUAAUUGGCCAGGUAAGGCUCAGGUCAAGACUAAAUUAAAUAAGAAUUUCAGGCAGCAAACACAUCUCAGCACCAAGGCCCAAGUAAAUCUCUUGAUCUAAAAGUUACAGUAAAAUGCUGGAAAUAUUCAGGUCCUCAGGCAACAAGAAAACUGGAGCUAUCUUUUUAAGUCAGUGACUUUUCAUUCUGGAAAGCUGUUGCUUGGUUUCGAAUUACUAAACGUCAGCUUGCCCCAACACUCCUUCCCUAGUCAGCACUCGUUUUGCCAGUGAUUUUGUUUUCUUAAAUUAAGAGAUUCUCACUUUUUCUCACUAACAUAUUGGAAAUGAAGAAGACAUUUGUUUGGGGCUUGUGUUGCUAAUGAUGAAGACAUUGGGGAGAAGUCUGUGCUGCACAAUGCAAUCUUUUUUAAAAAAAAUUUGGAAAUUGAUCCCUUUGCUGUCUACACACAGGAGCCCAUGUGAUUCAAAAGUGAUAAAUCAAGUUUUAAAAUUAAAUAUUUUGGCUACCAGCUUCUUAAAAUGGAUACCAAGAGUUUAAAAGUGGUAAGCACAUUGACAAUCUGGUUAAAGGUAGAGAGUAUUGUUAAACCCAUUCAAAUCUUGUAGGUAUUAGUUUUCCAGUAUAUGUUGUAACUUGACAAGUUUGUACGACCUGUUAGUGCCAAUGAAAAUGUCUGUGUAAUUCAGAAUCCCUUUAGUACCCUCCUUCAGUGAUGUCAAGGCAGUAACAUAACUGACUAGGGAAGGGUGGCUGGUGGUUUGCCAGCUGUGUACACCCUUGCCCAGUAUUAGUUUGUGAAGAUCUCAGUGGGAACAAAAGCAGCUGGGUGGGGUGUGAAACCUGCAACAGUCUGAUCCUUUUCCCCCAGACUGGGUGGGGAGCUGAUUUGUAAUUCCACUCCCUCACCCCAAAAUGUCAGAAAAGAUUUGUCUGAUUGAUCCGUCAGAAAUUGGAACCGUACCAAGUCAAUAAAUAACUAAUGAACAAUGUGGACCAGUGAAGGGAAGAGACAGCACAAAGUGCUGGACAAGCUGGCAGUCAUUAGGCACCUUAAUAAUUGUCUGGACAAUCUAUCGGGGAAAGAGAAAAGAGCAGGGAGAUUCCAAAUUCCCCAAAUUAUGGAAUUUGUUGCUAUAUUUUACAAAACUUAAGUUAUCGAAAUGAAGUCUUUUUUUUUGUUCAGAUAACCCGCCACUGUUCCAGGAACUGGAGGUGCACUCGCAGUUGAAUAGAUCUUGUUUGUUCUCAGAGUUUGGGGAUAGAUCUGAUACCCCAAACACAGUUGUUUGCCUUGACCUACAUCUCUGAGAGAGACGCUCAAUACCAACACAUUUCGUAGUUUCACUGAUGGUAUUGGGUCUUGCUGUAAGGUCGGAUGUUGAGUGGGAGGUAGCAUCAUCCCAAUAGAAUCAUCCUUUUCAUAAUCACUGUUCCUGAUUUUGACUGCUCCCAGAGAGAUUCCACUCCUGGUCAGCAGUGGAUCCCUGUGGAUUUAGAUCUGCUGCCUUGGCUCAACUUUAUAUUAAAGGCACUGUUUAAAUGAAUGACUUGUUGACACUGCUUGAGUGGGAUUUCACCGGGACCCUUGAGACAAUAGCAAUGUGACUCGGACAGGCUGGAAUCUUAAAUCCAGCAACACGGGCAAACUGAUAAAGUGCCAGUUCCUUUGAUUAAAGAAAUGAGAAGAUGGUGAGAAGUGUCCAUCUCAUUCACUGGAUUGUGGUCAGAUUGAUCUCGGGAAUUGUAGUUCUGUGACAAGCAUCUAAGAAUUGGUCAUUUCCUUAUUGCUGACCAGUCGCUGAGACUCAAACACUUGUCACCACCUGAGAAAUGUUAAUAGUCUAUAUCUUAAAAUGUGUGCCCAAACAGAGGGUAGGGAUGUGGAUCUUAAUAAAGGAAAGAAUAGCAUUCAUUUCCAAAGCAACUUUCACAACCUCAGGAUACUCCAAAGUGCUUUUGAAGUGUUAACACUUGUCAUGGAAGAAUGGGCUUUAUAAACACAAUGGCCUCAUAUGGCCCAUCCUGACUGCUGCCUGGAAAAAGGGAGUGUGUCGGAUUUAAGUUGUCUGGAAACUGAAAUGAUUUUGAAUUUUGUGAUUGCACUUCCAAGAAAAAAAGGAUGAGAAAAUGCAUCUCAUUUCAGCCAAGUUUAUCUCCUUGGUACAACUAUUCAAAUGGUGGGAUUGCUAGUGAUGAGCUUGGUUUGACCUUGAGUUCAGUAGUAGUUACCUAGGGAGUUACAGGUGGGUGAUCUCAAAGCGCAGGCUUGUAAGUUGGUAAAGCAGUCUGUUGGAUGUAUUUUUCUGGUCCAGGUAAUACUUUGAGAUUCCCCUGAAGCUGCUGCAAGGAUUUUUGUUUUCACAGGUUUGUAGUGAGUUGGAGGAUUGCAGAGUAACCGGCGUCUUGCCUCCGGGCCUGGCCCUCCUCAUGGUUUUAAACCUUGAAAAUAUAAUCAUUCAGACUCAAGUCUGGCAACCACUUCAAAGAUGGGGUGUUGGGGUGGGGGGGGAGAAACAAGCAGGCCAUGGUGGGAAAGCAACACCAUGUAUACUGGGACCAAAGGGGAAACAUUGAGGAACUAUCCAGUCCCAUCAGAUGUAGUGCCCAGUUUAAUUGUAUGGUAACAAUCAAAUGCCUAGUUGACAUUUGCAAAAGAAAUGAUGGAAACAAAUUGCGAGUCUGUUGACUGGCUUUCUGCACCUGCAGGAUAAAGGAGGGGUAAGACACAGGCUCAGUCCAGUUGCAUCCACAGAGAACACACUGGAAAUUCCAGGUGGGGGGUUGACAUUGCAUCAGCAUUUUCCAACAACCAUCAGGUUCAAACUUCUAAAAGCUGGGUCUGGAAAUCUGAAGAAUGUCUCUUUUGAGAAUCUGAAUCUGACCGGGGAGCCUGGUCUUGUUACCAAAGAUGAAUGACUAAGGGAAAUGUGCAGCUGGAGGCUUUUCUCAUUCCAAAGUUUUGUGACGUAGAUGGAAAGUUUUCUUACACUUGACCAGAGUAUUAUAACAUCCUAAAGCCGCUGGGAUAGCAAUGAAUGAUCAGAUUUGCACAGGAGGUAGGAAUUUCCAUAAGUUUACCCUUUGCUUUUACAUGGAAACCAAGCUUUGAAGACAGUAUUUGUAGGUUGUGGGAGUUUUGGAUGUGCUAUUGAAGUCUCAAGACGGAAGUGGUAUUUGCAGGUUUUGGCUUCUGGAGAUGGUAUUUGUGGGUUUUGGGUCCUGGAGGUGGUAUUUGUAGGUUGUGGAAACUAUUAAGUAAAGAAAACGCAAUAAUGCAAAGUAGGUUGCACUUGGCCUGAUGAAGAGAAAUGCCCAUAAACCUCUUGCGGCUCAAGUUGUAGGUAUACUGCAGCAUUUCUGCAACUUCCAUCUGUUUCUCUGAUACAGGUCAGCAGCAUUAACUAGAAGGAAAGUCUUUCUGCCAACAUAGUGUCCAAUUAAGGGGUUGGAUUAGUUCUGGCCAUCCUUUUUUAGAUGAAGUUAUUGAGUUCAUAUGUUCAGAGAAUUGGUCAAAGUUUGUUACAUUUGCAAUCUUCCCCCAAUCCAAUGUUGCUACUUUUUUCCAGUAAUCAGAUUUGAAGCAAGGAACACUGACCCUGUUUGUAGAUGACCAACAGGGGCUCUGCAAACGUGUGUAUCUCUACUGCCUCUGCUGCACUUUAAAGAUUAUAACUUUGUUGCUUAGUUAUCACAGAAACCUGGCAUGAUUGCAGGCAAAAAGGAAAUCAGUUGUAUUUUUACAUUAUUGACAUCUGGUCGCUAUUAGUUAUCCCUUCAGUUUGGGAGAGGGAUGAACAGUGCAAUGCUGUAUAAUAAACACUAUAUGUUCGGGUAAUUGUGUCAGGGUCAUUUUUGUUACAAUUCCUCAGGUCCCAGAAAUGGAGUUUCUGCCUGCCAGCCUUGUGACCCUUUCUUCAGCCUAUUUUGUGUUGUGUCUGUGAAUGGAAAACAAAACCCAUACUGUUUGAAUAAAAUCUUCCAUUAAUUUGUUUAAAUAUGAAACUAAUAGUUUUUUUUGUGUGGCCUUAAUGUGUAAUAUUAAGGAGUUUAUGGCUGUAUUUAAGAAAAGUCACUAUUAAACUUUUCUUGGCAGCACA